CACCGGAGUAGUAGUUAAAUACUUAAAUCCCCUCAAAAGAAACAUGUACAAACUCCCUCAAGCUAUAUGCCUAGAUCAGCUGAAAAUUACCCAACAUCCUGUGUUUCAUCUGCUUUAGCCAACCCGCCAAAUGGCAGCGAUUCCCAACCACCAUCUUCUUCCCUGCCAAAAUCCCGCCAUUUCUUCUUCUUCAUCAUCUUCUUCUCAUUCUAAAACCCUAAAUUCCUCUUCUUCAAUCUCCUUAAACCCAUCAAUUACAUUCAUCAGAAGAUUACCCACUUUCCGAUGCGAAUCCCUAAAUCGUCGGCAUUGGACGAUGGUUGAUUAUCACGUUUCUAAACUCAACCCAAUUGAAAUCAUCCCCAAUUCCCCCACAUUUCAAAUGACGUCAAAUCAGGAGAAUUCUGUCAAAUUUUCGAAGAAGAUUUGCCUUUUUUAUUGCCCUGAAACUAAAGCUCUUGCUGAGAGAAUUGCCGCACAAUCUGAUUGUAUUCAACUUCGAAGCAUUUCUUGGAGGACAUUUGAAGAUGGCUUCCCCAACCUGUUCAUAUCUAAUGCUCAAGGUAUACGGGGACAGCAUGUUGCUUUCUUGGCAUCAUUCAGUUCCCCUGGUGUAAUAUUUGAGCAACUCUCUGUGAUAUAUGCUCUGCCGAAGCUUUUUGUUGCCUCCUUCACCCUUGUCCUUCCCUUUUUUCCUACUGGCACUUCUGAGCGGAUGGAAGAUGAAGGGGACGUUGCAACUGCUUUCACUCUUGCUAGGAUUUUGUCAAAUAUACCAAUUUCGAGGGGAGGCCCAACUAGCUUGGUGACAUUCGAUAUACAUGCCUUGCAGGAAAGAUUUUACUUUGGUGACAAAAUAUUGCCAUGCUUUGAGAGUGGAAUACCUUUGCUCAAAAAGAGAUUGCAACAACUGCCUGAUUCUGACAAUAUAUCAAUUGCUUUUCCUGAUGAUGGUGCAUGGAAACGCUUUCAUAAGCAGCUGCAACACUUUCCCACGGUAGUUUGUGCAAAAGUUCGAGAAGGUGAUAAACGUAUUGUUCGUCUGAAGGAGGGUGAUCCUAGAGGCCGUCAUGUUGUGAUUGUUGAUGACCUAGUACAAUCUGGUGGCACCCUUAUAGAAUGUCAGAAAGUAUUGGCUGCUCAUGGAGCUGCAAAGAUCAGUGCGUACGUCACACAUGGAAUAUUUCCAAAUAAAUCAUGGGAACGCUUUAAACCUGAUACAACAGGUUGCCCUGAGGAGGAAAUGUCAUACUUCUGGAUCACUGACUCUUGCCCUCUGACAGUGAAGGAGGUGAAGAACAGGCCUCCUUUUGAAGUCAUUAGCCUUGCUGGAUCAAUAGCUGCAGCUCUUCAGAUUUAAUACAAUUGCGACAGUUAGCAAAAAGUAGUGCACAAAACGAGUUUUAGUUACUUGCCCAGUAUAAUCUUUUGUCGUCAGUUUUGUUUGUUGCAUAUUGUGAAGGAUACAGAAAUUUUGGUUUCAUAAAGAGUCGGAGAUUGUAAAUUGUUGGCAGAAUUUCAGUAGUUGCUUAAACAGCAACAAUCGUAGGAGAUAGUAGACAUCAAAUUCUUUUCAUAUCAUUGAAAUUCUUAUCUGGAUUCUGAGUCCUCUUCUGACUGCAAGAAGGGCUCCUACUUCAGAAGUUAUGUUUAAUUCUUUUCAUAUCAUUGAAAUUCU
This is a messenger RNA of Chenopodium quinoa (quinoa), 1678 nucleotides long. RefSeq names its product ribose-phosphate pyrophosphokinase 3, mitochondrial. Lineage: Eukaryota; Viridiplantae; Streptophyta; Magnoliopsida; Caryophyllales; Amaranthaceae. Gene Ontology annotation, biological process: purine nucleotide biosynthetic process; 5-phosphoribose 1-diphosphate biosynthetic process. The record is from RefSeq and is a predicted model, not a curated record. The transcript has 7 exons. Gene Ontology annotation, cellular component: ribose phosphate diphosphokinase complex; cytoplasm. Bases 131 to 1360 code for a protein of 409 amino acids. Gene Ontology annotation, molecular function: ribose phosphate diphosphokinase activity; magnesium ion binding.